This is a messenger RNA of Bipolaris oryzae ATCC 44560, 369 nucleotides long. RefSeq lists its product as uncharacterized. NCBI's taxonomy places the organism in Eukaryota, Fungi, Ascomycota, Dothideomycetes, Pleosporales, Pleosporaceae. The coding region runs from base 1 to 369 and encodes 122 amino acids. The transcript has 3 exons. The record is from RefSeq and is a predicted model, not a curated record.
AUGGAUGCAUGGGGACUCAAGAAAAAAGCUACAAAACGUGAAGCCCAGAAAGACGCCGGCCACACUCAACCGCAAUGGGACAGGUUCUACUACAUCACCAAAAUCGAGAUUGAUGCACUAGUAAAAGACAAUCCAGGGAUCAAAUGGUCUGAAGUGAAAGCCAAUGAUGUCGAAGAGAUGUACGGGCGUGUUAAUGCUCAACUGAAAGCCGAGGAUAUUCCCGAGGUGCGAUACGACGUUUUUCGUUGGCGCAUGGCGCGCGCAAUCCAAAACCAGCGGGAAAAGGGUGGGUGCAGUGGCAUGCCAAAAGGCUCAACAGCUGCCGAGGCGGCAGCCGCUGGCCCCAACCAGGAUGCUGAGCAGGAGUGA